Messenger RNA from Nipponia nippon (crested ibis), 2781 nucleotides. RefSeq names its product SH2 domain containing 3C (gene SH2D3C). The record is from RefSeq and is a predicted model, not a curated record. Gene Ontology annotation, molecular function: guanyl-nucleotide exchange factor activity; phosphotyrosine residue binding. Gene Ontology annotation, biological process: positive regulation of peptidyl-serine phosphorylation; small GTPase-mediated signal transduction. Lineage: Eukaryota; Metazoa; Chordata; Aves; Pelecaniformes; Threskiornithidae.
AUGGCCGAGGGUCAGAAGCGAGGGGGCUUCAAGAAGUUCAAGUUUUUCAAGUUCAAAGGCUUUGGGAGCCUGAGCAGCAUCCCCCGCUCCUUCACCCUCCGGCGCAUGUCCGUGGGCCCCAGCUCUCCCGACAGGCUGGGGCCGGGUCUCCCGCCUCCCCACGGCUUCCUGGAGGAGCCCUUCAACAGCACCCAGGAUGAUCUCAACACCAUGCCCAAGAGCCCUGGUCCCUACGCCCGGUCAUCGGACAUGUACAGCCACAUGGGCACCAUGCCCAGGCUGAACCUGGGCAAGGCAGGGAAGAGCUUGGAAAAAGCCAAGAGUAGCCAGAGCUGCCGAGAGAAAGGGGCCCCCAGCAACAAAACCCCCCGGAUAGUUCUGCUCCCCAACCCCAAGUCCCCCGAGACAUCCGGCACUCCUGAUGUGGGCACGGACUCACGCUCAGCCGCUGGGCAAGCAGAGCAGGAGGAGGAAGAGGCUCAGCCCAUGGACACCCCACGAGCAGCGAUAGCCAGGACGGACCGGGAGCCUGCGGGGAAUGUCUCAUGCCCGGGGAGAGAGGCACUGAGCUCCAGCCUGGCCCCAAACCCCAGCCAAACCCCGAGCCAAGCAGAGACCACCGACGGGUAUCUGCCAGAAAAGGAGCAAGAGCAUCCCAGCAAGAGCUUCCUGGACAGCCACCACGAUGGCCUGGAGUCUGGCAGUGAAUACGUGAAGUUCUCCAAGGAGAAAUACAUCCUCGACUCAUCACCGGAGAAGCUUCACAAGGAGCUGGAAGAGGAGCUGAAGCUGAGUAGCACCGACCUGCGCAGCCACGCUUGGUACCACGGCCGCAUCCCCCGGGAGGUGUCAGAGAGCCUUGUGCAGAGGAACGGCGACUUCCUCAUCCGCGACUCGCUCACCAGCCUGGGUGACUACGUGCUGACGUGCCGCUGGCGCAAUGAACCCCUCCACUUCAAGAUCAACAAGGUGACAGUCAAGUCCAGUGAGGGCCAUACCCGCGUCCAGUACCUCUUCGAGCAGGAGAGCUUUGACAAUGUGCCCGCCCUCGUCCGCUUCUAUGUGGGCAACCGCAAGGCCAUCUCUGAGCAGAGCGGAGCCAUUGUCUACUGCCCCAUCAACCGCACCUUCCCCCUGCGCUACCUGGAAGCCAGCUACGGGCUGGCAAAUGGCAAGCAUGGGGGACCCCACAGCCCCACCACCCAGAAAGGGGGGCACAUCAAGAGGAGGAGCAUCACCAUGACGGACGGCCUGACAGCAGACAAGAUCACCAGGGCUGAGGGGUGCCCGACCAGCGUGUCCCUGCCCCACCACAGAGACAUCAUUCGCAACUGUGCCGUCAGCGUGGACCAGAUCCAAGACCUGCACUCCCCGAUGUCCCCCAUCUCCGAGAACCCAGCGUCACCCGCCUACAGCACGGUUACACGGCUAAAGCCGCAUGCCUGCCAAGCGGUCGGGAUUGCCCCAGCGUCUCCGGUCAUAAGAAGGUCCAGCGAGCCCCAGCUAUGCCCAGGGAGCAACAGCAAACCCCUGCCAGACCCUGCCCACAGCACUCACUCAACUCCCUGCCAUGGGUACGCCCGCGCCUCCCCCUCUCCCUCCGUGAACAGCUACAGCGACCCGGACACGGGGCAUUACUGCCAGCUCCACCCCACCUCGCCCGUCAGCAGAGACCGGCCGGCUCAUGACACCAAGCAGCUGCCCACAAAGAGCUAUGUGGAGAGGCUAAAGGUGGAGGAAGGACAGAGAGGGACUGUGGAGAACGGCUCCGGGGAAGCAGAGGCAGGGCAGAGGCUGAAAGGAGAGAUGGACUUCAUGGGCUUUGUGCCCCCCACCAUGGAGACAACCUCCUCCUUCAACCCUGCGGCCUUCCAGUCCCUGCUUAUCCCCCUGGAGAACAAACCCCUGGAGAUGGCCGUGCUCAAGAAGGUCAAAGAACUGCUGGCAGAGGUGGACGUGAAGACGCUGGCCAAACACAUCACCAAAGUGGACUGCCUGGUCGCCCGGAUAUUGGGUGUGACGAUGGAGAUGCAGCGGCUCAUGGGGGUGAGCUCUGGCAUGGAGCUGCUCACUCUGCCCCACGGCCACCAGCUCCGCCUCGACCUGCUGGAACGGUUUCACACCAUGUCCAUCAUGAUCGCCGUGGACAUCCUGGGCUGCACAGGCAGCACGGAGGAGCGGGCGGCCCUGCUCCACAAAACCAUCCAGCUGGCUGCCGAGCUGAAGAGCACCAUGGGGAACAUGUUCAGUUUUGCAGCUGUGAUGAACGCCCUGGAAAUGACACAGAUCGCCCGGCUGGAGCAGACCUGGAUGGUGCUGCGACAGCGGCACACAGAGGGCGCGAUCCUCUACGAGAAGAAGCUGAAGCCGUUCCUGAAGAGCCUGAACGAAGGGAAAGAAGGGCCGCCGCUGACCAACACCACCUUUCCCCACGUCAUGCCCCUUGUGACUCUGCUGGAGCGGGAUGAGGCUCUCACAGACAGCCCGGAGCCCUGGGAGACCACCGACAACGGCGUGGAGGUGGUCAUGGCCCACCUGGAGGCAGCGCGGAUGGUGGCCCACCACGGCGGGCUCUACCACACCAACGCCGAGGUGAAGCUGCAGGGUUUCCAGGGCAGAGCGGAGCUGCUGGAGGUCUUCAGCACCGAGUUCCAGCUACGGCUGCUCUGGGGCAGCCGUGGGGCUGAGAGCAGCCAGGCCGAGCGCUACGAGAAGUUCGACAAGGUCCUCACCGCCCUGUCCCUCAAGCUGGAGCCAGCGGUGCGCUUCAGUGAGCUGUAA